Aspergillus steynii IBT 23096 is the source of this 936-nucleotide messenger RNA. Its product is annotated as putative mitochondrial folate carrier protein Flx1. Gene Ontology annotation, cellular component: mitochondrion. The coding region runs from base 1 to 936 and encodes 311 amino acids. Gene Ontology annotation, biological process: folate import into mitochondrion; nucleotide transport. The transcript is spliced from 3 exons. NCBI's taxonomy places the organism in Eukaryota, Fungi, Ascomycota, Eurotiomycetes, Eurotiales, Aspergillaceae. The record is from RefSeq and is a predicted model, not a curated record. Gene Ontology annotation, molecular function: FAD transmembrane transporter activity; folic acid transmembrane transporter activity.
AUGACUGGUCAGGAUGGCUUGUCCUCGUCCUUGGUGGAGACCGUAGCAGGAUUCACGGCCGGAAUCGUUUCGACUCUUUGUCUGCAUCCGCUGGAUUUGGUCAAAACUCGACUCCAAGUCGAUCGAUCCUCGUCCUCUCGCCUGGGCGGCUCGCUCCGGGUGGUCCGCGGGAUAUUUCACCAGGAAGGCGGCAUCACCGCAUUCUAUCGCGGGUUGACGCCCAACGUGAUCGGGAAUUCUACCAGCUGGGCGCUGUAUUUUCUGUGCUACGGCAAUGUCAAGGACUUGUUGCGGGCUUCUCGCCUGUCCUCGGGGCAGGAGCUGACGUCUUCCGAUUAUUUCCUUGCCUCGGGAACCGCCGGCAUGCUGACCUCUAUCCUGACGAAUCCGAUCUGGGUGAUCAAGACCCGGAUGUUAUCCACCGGUUCUCGAAUGCCCGAGGCGUAUGCCUCCUUCACUAGUGGCGCGGCACAAAUCUAUCGCUCGGAGGGUAUCCCGGGUUUCUAUAGGGGCCUUCUUCCGGCCCUUUUUGGCGUCAGCCAUGGCGCCCUACAGUUCAUGGCGUAUGAGCAGCUGAAGUUGCGCCGGGCCCGCAUGUAUCACGUAUCGAUGCCCGGUGGUGACCAUCCGACCGCCUCCCAGCGACGGGAGCUUGGUAACCUGGAUCUUUUCGUGAUCUCCAGCCUGUCCAAGAUAUGUGCCGGCUGCGUCACUUAUCCUUAUCAGCUCCUGCGCUCCCGACUGCAGACCUAUGAUGCCCAUGUGGUGUACCGCGGAGUCUGGGAUGCCGUUGUGCAGAUCGGAUCCAAGGAGGGGAUCGCCGGCUUCUACAAGGGCCUGGGACCGAAUCUGAUUCGGGUGCUUCCAAGCACCUGGAUGACCUUUCUGGUGUAUGAGAACACCCGAGCUUAUCUGCCCGGUCUCUUCUCCAAAUGA